CAACAUACACACACAGAGAGAGAGAGAGAGAGAGAGAGAGAGAGAUGGGCAAUUACAGAUUCAGGUUAUCAGACAUGAUCCCCAAUGCCUGGUUCUACAAGCUCAAAGACAUGGGCAAGCCCAGGAACCAAAAUCCCUCCCACCCCACCAUGAGAAAACACCCUCACACCACAACAACCCCACCACCACACCCCAAACACCAAUCUUCUUCUUCCAACUUACCUAUCAAACACAAAUUCCACCACUCUCCCAUCCAUCCCAAAGCCUCGGACACGUAUUUCCCAGACACCCCCCCAAGAAAAUCCAAGAGAAGGUCCAAAAGAAGACCCCCUAGAAGAUCCUCUUCCUCUUCUUCUUCUUCUUCGAAGCUCCUCACUUCCUCCAUCUCCGCUGACUGCAGCUGCCGCGCCACCCUUUCUUCCGCCUGGAAGCCUGACUCCCCCCCUACAGACUGCUCCGCCUCCCCCAACUCCCCCACUCCCUGUCCCACCCCACCUCAACCAUUCGAUCACGACAUCCCAAUGUGGUCCUCCUCUUGCAGUUGUCGGGUCACCUCCUCCGCUACCGAUAUAAUCAUCGAUGUCGACACCAAGAGAUCCUUUACUAACAAAAUUGAGAAAUUCGACGCGUUCGAUUCCAUUUCAGAGCUCGAGCUUCCACCCAUCCUAACGAAGCCCCCCAAAUUUGACAACUUGAUCCUCGAUGUCAAGAAGAAUGAAAUGGGACCCAUCAAAGUUAGACAGAGCUGUGUUGAGUUGGAAGAGAAAAAUGCUCAUGGGUCACUCUCCAUGAAAAUUCUCAAGGAAGGAAACGUGAAGAGUCCCGCAGAAGAGAGGAGUCCUGUUAUAAGAAGAUCUUCUCCAUCAGUCCCCCAAGGACUGAAAAUCCGCUCGAAUUCGCCCAGGCUAGCCAGCAAGAAGAUCCAAGCUUAUAACCGGAAAUCAGUCUCGAUGGCAAGCUCAAGAAUGCGGCGGAUGAGUGUGUCAGAAAGCUUCGCUGUCGUGAAAUCGUCGUUCGAUCCGCAGAGGGACUUCCGGGAUUCAAUGGUGGAGAUGAUCGCCGAGAACAACAUUCGGGCCUCAAAGGACUUGGAGGAUCUUCUGGCCUGCUAUCUCUCACUGAAUUCCGACAAGUAUCAUGAUGUCAUUGUGAAGGUGUUCCAGCAGAUUUGGUUUGAUCUCAGUGACAUUCGAUUGUGAAAAGGAAAAUUACUGAACAUCAAGUGUAUGAUUUUAAAUAUGAAUAAGUUUUGGUACCAUGACAUUGAAUUUAUCUCUUGUAUUUUCAAACGAUCAAGUGUUCAAAAUUUAUUGAAACCGUGAAGGCUUUUAAAGA
This is a messenger RNA of Magnolia sinica, 1335 nucleotides long. RefSeq names its product transcription repressor OFP1. The record is from RefSeq and is a predicted model, not a curated record. The coding region runs from base 45 to 1199 and encodes 384 amino acids. Lineage: Eukaryota; Viridiplantae; Streptophyta; Magnoliopsida; Magnoliales; Magnoliaceae. The transcript has a single exon. Gene Ontology annotation, biological process: negative regulation of DNA-templated transcription. Gene Ontology annotation, molecular function: DNA binding.